Molecule: messenger RNA, 2671 nt
Organism: Oldenlandia corymbosa var. corymbosa
Lineage: Eukaryota; Viridiplantae; Streptophyta; Magnoliopsida; Gentianales; Rubiaceae
Source: the annotation of a GenBank genome assembly
CCCCCUUUUCUGAACCCUCCUCAACCUUCGAUUAAUAUUUUCUAAAAUGGAAAACAAAAUGAAGCACAUUCCAUUUUAUGUGGAUUCAUCAAACAAGGAUGACGAUGAUGAUCACGAGGGAUCUCAUCAUCAAACGUUGUUGUUUAUCACAGCUUGUCUGGUAAUGAUAAUCUCAUGGGUAUUGAUUCACAGGUUGAAGCAAUGGAACGUAAAAGGUGGUCCGAAGACGUGGCCAAUUGUAGGAGCAGCCAUUGAACAGCUAUGGAACUACGACCAGAUGCAUGACUGGAUCCUCAAUUAUCUGGCCCAGUCAAAGUCCUCCGUUGUGGUCCCCAUGCCCUUCACCACUUACACUUACAUUGCCGAUCCGAUCAAUGUGGAACAUGUCCUUAAAUCCAAUUUCCAAAACUAUCCUAAGGUAUAUAUAUGAAUCAUUUCUAUUUAGUUGUGAUGAUAUAUAUAAUUAAGCCAUCAUUCUUGCCUUCUUAUCUAUUUUGAGGGAAUUUAUGUCCCUUUCUUCCCUUUCUUUUUAAGUCUAAAGAAUCAUGCCAUUUCAGUAAGUUGGACUGUGUACAGAUUGGACACAUGGAUGCUAGUUAGGAGCUCUAAAAUUUUCAGAUGUAAACGUGCGAGACGAUAUUUCAUACAUCGACUGUACCACGUUAAAUGAAUAUGGUUUGAAACUUUAGCAAGACUAUCGCUUGUUUAUGGGCCCAAUAUUCAAAGGAUUUCUAUGUGUAGUUUUCAUCUCUUUUUUUGUGCAUUUAAUGCAGUGUGGGCUGGCAUUGGAAUAAUUCUUAUUGAUGUAGAUAAAAGCUUCUCCUUUUUUCUUUCUUUAAUUUUUUUUUUUUUUUUUUUUUUGCUGCUUUUCAAAUGAAAAAAACAGGGCGAGACGUAUCAUUCCUAUAUGGAAGUGCUGCUUGGAGAUGGGAUCUUUAAUGUUGAUGGAGAGAAGUGGAGAAGACAAAGAAAGACAGCAAGCUUUGAGUUUGCUUCAAAGAACUUAAGGGACUUCAGUACAGUUGUUUUCAGAGAUUAUAGCCUUAAACUCUCUGGAAUUUUGACCAAAACAUCUUUCCAAAACCAGGAAAUUGACAUGCAGGAAUUGUUGAUGAGGAUGACUUUGGACUCUAUCUGUAAGGUGGGAUUUGGUGUAGAAAUUGGAACUUUGACUCCAGAGUUACCUGAUAAUCGAUUUGCCACUGCUUUUGACACAGCAAAUAUCAUUGUGACUCUGAGGUUCAUUGAUCCACUUUGGAAGUUAAAGAAGUUUCUAAAUGUGGGAUCAGAGGCUGUUCUUGACCAGAGCAUUAAAAUCAUAGAUGAUUUCACUUAUUCUGUCAUUCGGAGAAGGAAAGCUGAGAUAGAAGAGAUUCAAGAAGCAAAUAAAGAUGACAAGAUUAAAAAACACGAUAUACUAUCGCGAUUCAUCGAGCUAGGCAAAGAUCCCGAAAACAAUAUGACUGACAAAAGCCUGAGAGAUGUCGUCCUGAAUUUCGUUAUCGCGGGGCGCGACACGACCGCCACGACUCUUUCUUGGGCUGUAUACAUGGUUAUGACUCACGAAGAGGUUGCGGAAAAGCUUUACUCAGAACUGAUAGCUUUAGAGGAAUCUAAGGCAAAUGAAGAAAACAUCAUGAUUGAACCAUAUGAGAGCGAUGAUUCCGAGUCCUUCAAUCGGAGAGUUAUUCAAUUUGCAGAGCUACUUAGUUAUGAAUCACUGGGGAGACUGCAUUAUUUGCAUUCUGUGGUUACAGAAACACUAAGAUUAUAUCCCGCAGUCCCUCAGGAUCCAAAGGGCAUCCUGGAGGAUGACAUAUUGCCAGAUGGAACUAAGGUGAAAUCAGGAGGAAUGGUAACAUAUGUUCCAUACUCAAUGGGCAGAAUGGAGUACAAUUGGGGUCCUGAUGCGGCUUUGUUUAAACCGGAGAGAUGGCUUAAGGAUGGAUGCUUCCAAAGUGAAUCUCCAUUCAAAUUCACUGCAUUUCAGGCUGGACCAAGAAUAUGCCUGGGGAAGGAUUCUGCAUAUUUACAAAUGAAGAUGGCACUGGCCAUUAUAUGCAGGUUCUACAGAUUCAAGCUGGUGCCAGGGCAUUGUGUGAAGUACAGGAUGAUGACAAUCUUAUCCAUGGAAAAGGGGUUAAAAGUUUUAGUUUCCAGACGUCCUUAAAUGUACUCAAGAAGGAGAUCGAUCUCAUGAGCACAGAGAGAAUGUAACUAGCAAAUGUUGUUUUUCAAGUAACCGAACUUUGUACUGUACCACCAUAACAACAUUUUGAGUGCUUCAUUUAUGAAAGAAAAAAAGCAGCAAGAGUUCCUAUUUUGUAUAGCUAGUAAUCUUACAGUGUCCCUCUGUUUCAUGAAUCAAUCCCACAAAACCCAUCAACAAUUAGACUCAAAAUAUAUGCAGAAUGGGAUUUCUAAAAACCAAUCAAACUCCGACCAUUUCGCCAACAUCUACCUAUAAGAAUCUUGCAGGCAAUACAAAUUGAACAGGAAUCAACACACACUGAGAGAGAAUUAGAAAGAGGGUGUCAAAUUGAUCAAAGAUGCAACCGAAGAAUAUGGGCUGAUUACUUCUAGUCCGGCUGCUUUCUGGAUCCUCUCAGCCCUCAAUAACUGGAGAACAAACUGGUCUAAUUUCAAAUGGACCAAAAGUCCACAGGGCCUC